CGUGCGCAGGGCGGCGGCGCGGCGGCGCGGGGACGCGCGGUGACCGUUGGCGCUGAGGGGAGGAGGUAGCAGCCGCCGCCGCCGCCGUUGCGCAGAUCCGGGCCGCGGCUGAGGGGAGGGCGACGGAGUGGGUGACCUUCCGGAGGCGGGAGCGAGCCAGGAGGCCCGGGGACGCCGAGCGCCGCCGCCGCCACCGCCAUGAACAACUCGGGCGCGGACGAGAUCGGGAAGCUCUUUGUGGGCGGCCUUGACUGGAGCACGACCCAAGAGACUCUGCGCAGCUACUUUUCCCAGUAUGGAGAAGUUGUCGACUGUGUUAUAAUGAAAGAUAAAACAACCAACCAGUCUCGUGGUUUUGGAUUUGUUAAAUUCAAAGACCCAAAUUGUGUAGGGACAGUGUUGGCCAGCAGACCGCAUACCCUGGAUGGCCGUAACAUCGACCCGAAGCCAUGCACACCUCGGGGGAUGCAGCCAGAGCGAACACGGCCGAAGGAAGGAUGGCAGAAAGGACCAAGGAGCGAUAACAGUAAAUCAAACAAGAUCUUUGUCGGUGGGAUUCCCCACAAUUGUGGCGAGACAGAGCUCAGGGAAUACUUCAAGAAAUUCGGAGUGGUAACUGAAGUGGUCAUGAUCUAUGAUGCGGAGAAGCAGAGGCCUCGAGGUUUUGGAUUUAUUACUUUCGAGGACGAACAAUCAGUGGACCAGGCUGUCAACAUGCAUUUUCACGACAUCAUGGGCAAAAAAGUGGAGGUUAAACGGGCUGAACCUCGGGACAGCAAAAGCCAAGCGCCAGGACAGCCGGGUGCCAGCCAAUGGGGGAGCCGCGUCGUGCCCAAUGCUGCGAACGGUUGGGCAGGCCAGCCCCCACCCACGUGGCAGCAGGGAUAUGGCCCACAAGGAAUGUGGGUGCCAGCAGGACAGGCAAUUGGUGGCUACGGACCGCCCCCUGCAGGACGAGGAGCCCCACCUCCACCCCCUCCGUUCACUUCCUACAUCGUGUCUACCCCGCCCGGUGGCUUUCCCCCUCCUCAGGGCUUCCCACAGGGCUAUGGUGCCCCACCACAGUUCAGUUUUGGCUAUGGGCCUCCGCCUCCACCUCCGGAUCAGUUUGCCCCCCCAGGGGUCCCUCCUCCACCUGCUACUCCAGGGGCAGCGCCUCUCACCUUCCCACCACCUCCAUCUCAGGCUGCUCCAGACAUGAGCAAACCGCCAACGGCCCAACCAGACUUUCCUUAUAGUCAGUAUGCAGGUUACGGGCAGGACUUGAGUGGCUUUGGACAAGGCUUCUCGGACCCCAGCCAGCAGCCCCCUUCCUACGGGGGCCCCUCAGUGCCAGGGUCAGGAGGUCCCCCCGCCGGCGGCAGUGGCUUUGGACGAGGUCAGAACCAUAACGUGCAAGGAUUCCACCCCUACCGACGCUAGUCGUGCGCCAACGGACAUCAGCACCAGCUGAGACCAGGAUUCGGAACUUAUGAACUUGUGACAAUCACAAACUUGGCAGAAAAAUAGCGACUGAACCUGGGGGGGGAGGGCGGGGCGGAGGCUGUGGAGGUGGCUGUGGGUGUCUGGACUGAGGUUUUUAAAUAUAUUUCUUUCUUUCUCUGACCCAUCAGCACAAUAAAAAACAAGUCACUGGUUCAACAACAGGGUUUAAAAAAAUGUCUUCAGCUUUAAUUCAAACUUCAGGUUUCUUUUUCCUUUUCUCUUUUUUUUUUUUUCCUCGAAAUUAUUUUCCUGAGCCUUUUGUUUUACCGUAUAUUGUAAACUUUUAUGUUAAAGAAAAAAUAUACAUUUACAAAUUGUGAGAUUUUUAAGAGAAAUUUUCUACAAUGUAUACUGGCUUAUUUUUUAAUUUAAAACAGGGUUCCGUAGGCACUGGUGGGAGUGGGGGCUUUUUUUGUUCCCUUGCUCCUGGCUUGGGGGUUGGGACUUGUUGGUCCAGAAACUCUGGGAGCUAAAGAAGAAAUCUACUGAGUGUGUUUUUGUUUUUUGUUCAUUCCUUGCUUUUGCUGGCUGGCCUGCUUAGUGGUAUCUGCAGAGCACUGUGGGGAGGUUCUCGUGCGGCUGUCUCACUCACGCGGCAGUGCUGACAUCUGGGUGGUCUGGACCCCAUGCAGCAGGCGAUGCCUGGGCUUGAAGCUUGCCUCCCCUGGGCACGUGGCUUCAGGGCAUUUCCCACUGACCAGUUUGACCCUGGUUUGAAUAAAGAGAAGUGCGUUUGGAUUAGAAACCCA
Molecule: messenger RNA, 2234 nt
Organism: Perognathus longimembris pacificus (Pacific pocket mouse)
Lineage: Eukaryota; Metazoa; Chordata; Mammalia; Rodentia; Heteromyidae
Gene: Dazap1
Product: DAZ associated protein 1
Exons: 12
Coding region: 199-1422 (407 amino acids)
Cellular component (GO): cytoplasm
Molecular function (GO): RNA binding
Source: RefSeq, a predicted model, not a curated record